AUGAUUUUCCCACUUCCAACAGCCGAUGAAUCCUACCUCUGUUACGCUCGACAUGCUAUCGUUCACUUUGCUCGGUCGCAGCCACCUCUACCUAGCGUGACCAUCAAUUUCGACCGCCUCAAAGACGAGAUUCCCGACCUCUCUCCUUCAAACGUACUCAUUCUUCUCGAUUACUGCUAUGCCGCUAUCGGUAGCAUGGGUAAAAGGCAUGAUCUUAUCUCCGAUAGCAGUUUCGGUGAAGUUGGAGCCCCCUGCCUACCCCACGACUUCACAGACAACAUUGUGCAGCAUCUACAGCAGGCCUAUAAGGAGACGCAAAUCUUGACUACAGUACAACUCUACAAUCGGCUAGCUAUAAGGCACUUUGUCAUGAAAAGGAACGGAACACCAGGUCUGGCAAACAUGCCAAUCUUCCUCCAUCACCAUAGCAGCCGCCAUCUUCCGAUUUUCCUGCUGCCUAUGCAGCCCAUCAAUACUCCGCCCUGGCAUCUAUACCCUGCCGCUACUACAGGAGUACUGCUUCAGCCGGUUAAUGUCAUAUUCUCAGUGAAUCUCAACAACACCGAGAUUCAAGAACUGGGUGCUAUGCAAGCCUGGAGUGGGAGCCGCCACGAAGCGAGCCAGCACAUCAGAGUUGGCAAGGUUUAUAGGUCUUCUUGGUCAAUAAUUGAUAUUAUUACGACCACCUUUACCAUUUGGUACCAUCUGCCCCAAGAUCCCACCAUAAACUUUAUUGGCUUUGAGUAUGAUGAACUUGCCGCCUCAAGGCACCCUUGGGCUGAGGCGUGA
This is a messenger RNA of Fusarium fujikuroi IMI 58289, 789 nucleotides long. RefSeq lists its product as uncharacterized. NCBI's taxonomy places the organism in Eukaryota, Fungi, Ascomycota, Sordariomycetes, Hypocreales, Nectriaceae. The transcript has a single exon. The coding region runs from base 1 to 789 and encodes 262 amino acids. The record is from RefSeq and is a predicted model, not a curated record.